Molecule: messenger RNA, 1484 nt
Organism: Sorghum bicolor (sorghum)
Lineage: Eukaryota; Viridiplantae; Streptophyta; Magnoliopsida; Poales; Poaceae
Product: growth-regulating factor 11
Exons: 3
Coding region: 222-1037 (271 amino acids)
Biological process (GO): developmental process; regulation of DNA-templated transcription; DNA-templated transcription
Cellular component (GO): nucleus
Molecular function (GO): ATP binding
Source: RefSeq, a predicted model, not a curated record
CACCAGUGCCCCUGGCCCCCAAACCUUUUUUUCCCCCUCUCCUCUCCUUCUCCCUACUCCCUCCCCCCACCCCAACCCCUAGCCUAGCCCCCUCCCCGCCCGUCAAAGCGAGAGCGCCGUAUCACCGGCCUUUCCCUCCACCGCCGCCUCGAUCCGCGCCCAAAGAUACCUUUCCCCCCCUUCCUCGCGCCGCCGCCGCCGCCAGCCGUUUUGCUGCGACCAUGGCGGCGGAGGGGGAGGGAAAGAACCCGGCGGGCGGUGGCGGAGGGGAUAACCCCCAGCACCAGCAGGCAGUGCAGGCUGCCCCGGCGCCGGCGGCACAGGGGGAAGCGGCGCAGGAGGCUGGAGGACAGGGGACGGGACUGGAGCCGGAGGGGGAGAAAGCGGAUCGAGAGGGGGAGGGCGGCGGCGCCGGGGAGAAGGACGACGCCGCGUGCAGAGAUCUGGUCCUCGUCGAGGAUCCGGAGGUGGUCGCCGUCGAGGAUCCGGAGGAAGCUGCAGCAACCGCAGCACUUCAGGAAGAAAUGAAAGCGCUUGUGGCAUCAAUCCCUGAUGGUGCUGGGGCAGCAUUCACAGCCAUGCAGCUUCAGGAGCUAGAGCAGCAGUCCCGGGUGUAUCAGUACAUGGCUGCCCGAGUACCUGUGCCUACUCACCUCGUCUUCCCUGUAUGGAAGAGUGUAACCGGUGCAUCCUCUGAAGGCGCCCAGAAGUACCCUACUUUGAUGGGCUUAGCAACACUCUGCUUGGACUUUGGGAAGAACCCAGAACCAGAACCAGGGAGGUGUCGGCGAACAGAUGGUAAAAAAUGGCGAUGUUGGAGAAGCACUAUCCCAAAUGAGAAAUACUGUGAACGUCAUAUGCACCGUGGUCGCAAGCGUCCUGUACAGGUUGUCGUUGAGGACGACGAGCCAGAUUCUGCUUCAGGGUCAAAAUCCACUCCUGGCAAGGCUACCGAUGGUGCCAAGAAGGCUGACGACAAGAGCCCAAGUAGCAAGAAGCUUGCAGUGGCAGCACCAGCUGCUGUGCAGUCUACAUAAUUGAUGCAGCAUUAGUAGUCGCAGAAAGAGCAUAACAGCGCUGGCAACUAGCGCCUUCUUCUUAUUGCAUGUAAUCCCCAAAAGACUGUAGUGUGGUCUUAGCUAUAACCUCAUUAAGCAUUCCCAGUGUCUGUGGGAGGAAGCCGCAAGAACUUCCCCUUAGCUGUCAACUGAAAAUUUCACUCCUAGUCACUCCUAGGUGUAUAGUUUGAUUUAGCUUUGUCGUGCCUCCGGCCUUCAGGUAGGCGAUGCGGCAUGAUCUUAUAAAUCCUCCCUGAACUGACAAUAUCGCAUUGUAACCCAAGAAGCCGGUGGAAGAACUUGUGAAACUGCAUUGAUGUGCUUUUUGAUGUCCACCUUUAUUGGCCUGUGCGCAAUUGCAUGAUUCAUCAGUUGUAUAACAAAGUGGAAGAUCCAUAAUUUUAUGCCUUGUGGAGAUUCAGUUAA